Molecule: messenger RNA, 723 nt
Organism: Dentiscutata erythropus
Lineage: Eukaryota; Fungi; Glomeromycota; Glomeromycetes; Diversisporales; Gigasporaceae
Source: the annotation of a GenBank genome assembly
AUGUCAGAAAAAGCAUUGGUUGAUUAUUCAGAGUUGGAAGAGUAUCUGAAAAAUAUUGGGAUAGAAAGCUUUGUUUACUCGCAAUUUAGUGAAAUAAAAAUAAUUGGACGAGGAGGAUCUGCAAUCGUGUAUUUGACUAUUUUUCAGAAAAAGAAAUAUGUUCUGAAAAGUUUAAAUAAUAACUUAUUGUUGGAUGAAAAAAGAUUUAAACAAAUUAAACGUGAGGAUAAUAGAGAGAAAAUUAUUGCCAAUACACCAUCAGAUUACGCCAAUCUCAUCAAGGAAUGUUGGUCAUCUGAUCCAGAUCAACGUCCAACACUAGAUCAAAUUUUGAUAGAACUUGAGAAUUUAUCAAAUAAAACAACUAUUGAAUUUAUAACGAAUGAAAAUAUCAAGAAUAAUCAACAAAUUGUGCAACCAGAGUCAAAUAAUGAAGAUUUCUUUAAUUAUAGGACUAAGACUAUGUACAAACGUCAUGAAGAAUCCAACCCAAAAGAAGAGUCACAAGUAUUACCUGGCUCGCAUUUAUCCAAUAAUUGUAAUAUUGAUGAUAAAAUUGAAUCUAACAACGACAAACACUCCAAUGAUACCUCCAGCGAUUCAAGUAAGCUAGGUGAAUUUAUUCUGGAUAAUGCACCUAAAGCCUCAAAUACGGACAUGCAAUCACUCACUAGUUCCGAAGAAACAUUGGAAGCAAUACGAACUUUAUCUAAACUCAGAUGA